AUGGAAUUCAGUUGCCUUUGGCCUGCGCUGUCGGCGGUCGCACUGCAUUUUGGAACCCCAGGUCCCCGGCAUGAGAACGCUGAUCAGCAUUACCUUGGAGGCAAGCGAGCGGGGUCUGCCUGCGGUGUGCAGCUUCAGAGCUCCUGCAAUUAUUCCACCCGCAGGAACACCAUCUACAUGCGCCAUCAAAAACCGUGUCAUGUUUUUUUUCUUUGCGCCGGCAUUUCAGUACCAUACACGACAUUCUGCGGCCUGCUUGGUAUUGGCCUUUCAUAUGGCCACCGGACCGUUACCACUGCAUGCGCAGAACUGCAGAGCAAAGGUUUGCACAAAUACAUCGGUUGCCUCCUGCCACAAAUCCCGUGGCACGCAUCGAGAUAA
Molecule: messenger RNA, 381 nt
Organism: Colletotrichum orchidophilum
Lineage: Eukaryota; Fungi; Ascomycota; Sordariomycetes; Glomerellales; Glomerellaceae
Exons: 1
Coding region: 1-381 (126 amino acids)
Source: RefSeq, a predicted model, not a curated record